Molecule: messenger RNA, 605 nt
Organism: Aricia agestis (brown argus)
Lineage: Eukaryota; Metazoa; Arthropoda; Insecta; Lepidoptera; Lycaenidae
Product: CLIP domain-containing serine protease 2-like
Exons: 4
Coding region: 1-528 (175 amino acids)
Biological process (GO): proteolysis
Molecular function (GO): serine-type endopeptidase activity
Source: RefSeq, a predicted model, not a curated record
AUGGAGGAUAUUCCUGUAGAAGAGGCUAUACUCCAUGAAGAUUUCACUUCAAAACCAAAUGUGGACAACAACAUAGCUCUUCUGCGCCUUCACGAUCCGAUCGACUUUACUUUUAAAAACGUGGCUCCUAUAUGCCUCCCGGUGUCGAACACACUGAGGAGCGUGUCCAUCGACGGCAAAACAGCGACUCUCGCAAGCUGGAAGUUCAGGAGCGCAAACUCUUGCGAACUAAACAGAAUCAGCCUUCCAUUAGUUACCAGAGAUGAGUGCGUCAAGAAAUAUGAAAAGAGUUCAAAAACCCCUAAAAUAAGCGUCAACCACAUUUGCGCUGAUGAGAAAGCGGAAGAUGCCUGCGGCAUCGUCUCCGGGGAUCCUCUGAUGCUGGAGACUGGUGACAAGGGGGGACGUAGGGUGGUGCAGUACGGGAUAUCCUCCCACGGACCCAUGCGCUGCGGGACCGACUACCCUGGGAUUUACACCGACGUCUCCAAAUACAUGGACUGGAUACUAUCCAACAUGAAAAAGUAAAUGUAGCUGCACUGCGCACAUAAAAUGAAACCAUGACGUGAAUUUUGUGAUUUCCUAAUAAACUGUUUAAAAGCUUA